Messenger RNA from Pundamilia nyererei, 1311 nucleotides. It is a transcript of the gene psmf1, whose product is annotated as proteasome inhibitor subunit 1. Lineage: Eukaryota; Metazoa; Chordata; Actinopteri; Cichliformes; Cichlidae. Bases 1 to 675 code for a protein of 224 amino acids. Gene Ontology annotation, molecular function: endopeptidase inhibitor activity; proteasome binding. The transcript is spliced from 8 exons. Gene Ontology annotation, biological process: proteasome-mediated ubiquitin-dependent protein catabolic process. The record is from RefSeq and is a predicted model, not a curated record.
AUGUACCGUUCGGCCCGCAGCAGUGAUAAGAAGUCCGAGCUGCUGCCUGCUGACUGGAGUAACAACAAAGAGCUGUACAGUCUGCGAUACAAAGCCAACAACAGUGACACCCAAAUGCUCCUCAAGGCAAUCACUGUUGAUUCCACCUUGAUCUUCAAUCUGAUGAACUCCAGCACACAGCAGGUGUCGGACUUAACGGAAGAAAUUGUGUUCAAAGAUGCAGACAGUUUGUCAGAGAAGGUGAAGACUCAGCUGCUGCCCCCCCUGGACAGACCGACCGGACAGAGAGCAGAGAGGAAGAGUCAGCGGGAUGAGGAAGAGGAGGAGCAGAGAAGAAGAGGAGAGGACAGUGACCCCCUCCGUAUUCCCAGCAGGAAUCCUCGCCAGGGGACACACCCUCACUGGCCCGACCCCAUGGUUCCUCCGUUUGCAGCUGGAGGAGCAGAUCUGGAUCCCUUUGGGUCUCGCGGCGGUGGUGGGAUGAUAGUCGACCCCUUGAGGUCAGGUUAUCCUCGCUCUGGCUUUGACCCGUCUAGUGGGAUACCAGACAUUCUGCCUCCUGGAGCCGUUCCCCCAGGAGCUCGCUUCGAUCCGUUUGGACCCGUCGGACGUCACAGACCAGGGCCGGAUCCAGACCACAUGCCCCCUCCUGGCUACGAUGACAUGUUCAUGUAGUACCCUGGAUUGUUUCCCGAUUUUCUACUUCCUGUUUGCUAUUUACAUCAGCAUCUUUUCCUCCAGCCGAUAGCAGCCGCCUUCUCCUCUCUGAGGGUUUGGUUUCAUCCGUGUUUGUGGCCUGAAGAUUUUCAUUUUUCUCUUUUUGAGAAGGAGGGUUCGUUUUCUGAUUGCUCAUUUCAUAUGAAUUAAAUCUUUAGGAUGCAAACUGACAUAACAAAAACCCAGUUACUGCUGUCUCAAAUAUCCGUGACUUUGAAAUGAAAAAGUUGCUCCAAUGUAAAAGAGCCCCUAAAAGAACAAUGCCAUACAGAUGAAGGUUUAUGCCAUUGCACAUAAUAAACUCAUAUUUUGUCUUUUAUACUGACAUCUGAACAUUGCUGAGCAGUAUUAUUUUGUGAAGUAAUGAGGUGACAUUUGGCUGCAGGGCGAGAUCUGCGAGUCUGGAGAUUACUGCAUAAAUGAAAAAUCUCACCUUUGAUCAACAGAACCACCGAGAUGCUUAAAUCUAAAAACACGUACGAGUGAAAACCCCUCUCUCUGCCCUUUGCUUCCUAAAUAAUAGAUCCCAUCAAACUCCAUCUACCAGUUUAUUAAUAAAAGAGUGCUUCUUCUUUUUCAUUUUUGAUGUGAAAA